UUGUUCCACAGACAAAGAGAAUGGUACCCCGAUUUGCUGGCAUCGCAGAGGCCUCCAUUGACCUGAGGGCUUUCUCUGUCUCCUUGGAGAGGCCAUUGGUCAGGUCUCGGGAAGCCAUGGCUCGCCUCCCCAACCUGUUCAGCAAGAGUAGCACCCAGCUGGGGGAGCAGAGCUGCACAGGCGAGGGUGAAGACAACACCAAGCUCCUCGGGUUGCCUAAUAUUGGCAACACCUGCUUCAUGAACUCUGCUCUGCAGUGCCUGCUGGGGCUGCCAGCAUUUUGCAGAGACAUCCUGAGACAGCAGGACAUCUGGAGUUCCRCCCCCUCCUCUAAACUGCUAUG
This is a messenger RNA of Salvelinus sp. IW2-2015, 343 nucleotides long. Its product is annotated as ubiquitin carboxyl-terminal hydrolase 29-like. NCBI's taxonomy places the organism in Eukaryota, Metazoa, Chordata, Actinopteri, Salmoniformes, Salmonidae. The record is from RefSeq and is a predicted model, not a curated record. The annotation marks the transcript as partial. The transcript has 4 exons. Gene Ontology annotation, biological process: protein deubiquitination. Gene Ontology annotation, molecular function: cysteine-type deubiquitinase activity.